AUUAUUAUUAUUAUUAUUAUUAUUAUGUUCGUUUGAAGCAAAUUUGAUUGAUUUAUUAUUAUAUGGAGUUUUGAUAAUUAUUCAGGCAGCUGUCGCGUCAGUUUCAGUUUAGGACAGACGCCGCGCGGAAGAUGACUGUUCAUAACCUGUACAUAUUCGAUCGCAAUGGCAGCUGCCUGCAUUACAGCGAGUGGAACCGCAAGAAACAAGCCGGGAUCUCCAAAGAAGAGGAGUUUAAGCUGAUGUACGGGAUGCUGUUCUCCAUCCGCUCCUUCAUCAGUAAGAUGAGCCCGCUGGACAUGAAAGACGGCUUUCUGGCGUUCCAGACCAGCCGUUAUAAGCUGCAUUAUUAUGAAACUCCAACAGGAAUCAAACUGGUGCUGAACACAGACCUCGGCGUGCCGAACUGCAGAGACACACUGCAGCAGAUCUACAGCACUCUGUAUGUGGAGUACAUCGUGAAGAACCCGCUGUGUGUGCUGGGCGAGUCUCUCCAGAGCGAUCUGUUCAGCAGUAAACUCGACUCUUUCAUCAGAGCGCUACCGUUCUUCAGCGUCCGCGCUGCCUGAUCACAAUAAACAUCCGCUUCUAUUUAUACCCAA
Molecule: messenger RNA, 602 nt
Organism: Cyprinus carpio (common carp)
Lineage: Eukaryota; Metazoa; Chordata; Actinopteri; Cypriniformes; Cyprinidae
Product: trafficking protein particle complex subunit 1-like
Biological process (GO): endoplasmic reticulum to Golgi vesicle-mediated transport
Cellular component (GO): TRAPP complex
Source: RefSeq, a predicted model, not a curated record